AUGGUUCGACUUCUGUUUGUUAUAUUAUUGACAGAUAUGAUCAUAUCUUUUAUUGUUGCCAGUUACACAUCAGAUAUGUUAGAUCGUUGUGCUAAUGAUACAGAAAUUAUUGAUCAUUUGCUGUUUGAUACAGCACAACAUUAUAAUAAGCAUAAACUGCCUUCAAGUCCAGUACAUGUUCGUAUAGAGAUGUGGGUUCAAGAAGUUACAUCAGUAUCAGAAUUGACACAAGAUUUCGAGAUAGAUUUGUAUAUGAAUGAGUAUUGGACUGACCCUGGGUUAGCAUACAGCUCACUUAAUCCUUGUCAAGGUAAUCUCUCAUUUGAUUGGACUGUUCUGCAAAACAUCUGGACUCCUAAUACGUGCUUUGUCAAUUCCAAAGCAGCUCAAAUUCACAGUUCGCCAUUUCGAAAUGUGUUUCUCAUGGUGUUCCCAAACGGAUCUAUAUGGUCAAAUUGGAGGAUCAAAAGCACUGGUCCAUGUACAAUGGAUUUAUCAAAAUUCCCAAUAGAUCAAAUAGAAUGUACUCUCACCUUUGAAUCUUUCAAUUAUAACAGGGAAGAAGUACACAUGGAAUGGAACUCCAUUCCCAUCAUCCAGUUCAAAGAUAUUGAACUACCAGAUUUCAGUAUGGUUAGAUUUAAUGUUUCAGCAAACAAAACGCGUUAUGCUGCGGGAUAUUGGGAUGAGUUAUCUGUGAACUUUCUAUUUCGUCGUCGCUAUGGAUGGUAUUUGCUACAAGGCUUUAUUCCCACGUAUAUGACGGUGUUCAUCUCUUGGAUACCAUUCUACUUAGGACCAAGAGCUAUUCCAGCCAGAACAAUGAUAGGUGUAAACGCUUUGUUAGCCAUGACCUUUCAAUUUGGAAGUAUCAUCCGUAAUCUUCCCCGUGUGUCAUAUGUGAAAGCAAUAGACGUGUGGAUGUUAAGUGGAAUAUCAUUCGUUUUUGCAUCUUUAAUUGAGUUGGCCACAAUAGGAUAUUUAACACGUGAUGAAGGACGUGUUAAUCCAUCAUCAAGUAUUGGUAGUAUUAGGUGGAAAGUACCUAAUGUUAAAGAACCAACUGGUAAAUCACGAAACAUGACCAUCUGUGAGAAUGUUGAUUAUUGGGCAAGGAUAGGAUUUCCAUUUAUAUAUUCUGUGUAUAAUGCCAUCUAUUGGCUUGUAUACAUGAGAAGUGCUAUGAAAGACGCUGUUAUGUGA
Messenger RNA from Auanema sp. JU1783, 1203 nucleotides. The record is from the annotation of a GenBank genome assembly. NCBI's taxonomy places the organism in Eukaryota, Metazoa, Nematoda, Chromadorea, Rhabditida, Rhabditidae.